CUUUUUAAAUCAAUUGAAUCUCACCUAUAAUUUUGGAUGUUUCGCUGGCUUGAUCUAUUCAAAAUUGAACGGUGAAUGCGGCCAACUUCACUCUGUCGAUAAAACAAAAACAGCGGUGGCUGGAAAAUAGAAGCUCUGUGAAAAGUGCAAUUUUACCGCGAAAAUCUCCAAAGAUUCAGGAAAACAUGAGCAGGCGUCUGGACAAGCCAAGUGGCAUACCGAAGCCGGCAAAGCCACCUUUGGCGUCAUCGAGUAAGAGCGCCUCGGCAUUUCUACCUACAGCUUCCGGACGGUUGCCUUUGUCACGAGAGCUGGCCAAUCUGCCGCCCCGAAAACGCGCAGGAUCUCCAGAUAUAGCAAGAGCCAAGGAGCCACGGGCGAAGCUCCGUCGGAGCAGAUCUUUCAACGAUCUUCCGAGCAUUGCUGCUGUGAAUCCGCUAAAGAGAACUGCUUCCACACUGGCCCCAAUUCCAGCGAAGCGAGUGGCUCCGGCUGUCACAAAGGCGAAACCACCGCCUGGAACUGGCGCAGUGGGGACAAAGGCGAAGCCUCCCGCGGCGAAACCGGCUCCUGUCAAGACUGUGACGGCUUCCAAAGCGCCUCCCGUCAAGAGAAUCCCGCCAUAUGACUACAAGGCGAGGUACAAUGCUCAGCUUGAGAAGUAUAAUGCUCUGAAGGAGAAGUUUGAUGCGCAGAAGCAGCAAUUGAUGGAGAUUGACAACCUUCCGGAGAUGUAUGAAGAGUCCCAGGCGGAACUCCAGAAAUGCCAGCAAGAAUUGGCCGCCACGCGGAAGCACAACGAGUGUUUGGAGAAGGAGUCGAAGAUCUCAUCGGAAAAGAUCGCCGUACUGACCGAGAGUUUGGAGAAAGCGGAGGAGCAGCUGAAGAAUGUCUCUGCGGCGUGCAAGACAGCGCAAGAGAGCGAGAAGAAGCUGAAGGCUGAAGUGGAGUAUCUGAAGGAGACGUGCGAGUUCUUCACCAAUGAGAAUGACAGCAUGCGGCAGGAUCUGGAGGCUUGCAGGGAUCAGUUGUUCGCCAGCGUGAUGGAGCGCAAGGAUAUCCACAAUCAGAUGAUGGACUUGCGUGGCAACAUCCGCGUGUUCUGCCGCGUCCGGCCGCCGCUAGCGAGCGAGGCGGAGAGAGCGCUGUGCGGAUGGCAGUAUUUGGACGAAGCCUCACUGGAAAUCACCGCCACGGAUCCGAAGAAUAAGGGCACACACUUGGAGUUCACCUUCGAUCAAGUGUUUCAUCCCAGGACGUCUCAGGAGGACGUCUUCGGCAUGGUUUCGCCACUGAUCCAGUCCGCUCUCGAUGGCUACAACGUGUGCAUCUUCGCCUAUGGCCAGACGGGAUCCGGGAAGACGUACACGAUGGAUGGAAGCGAGGAGAAUCAGGGCGUUAUUCCGCGUACGGUGGAUCUGCUGUUCAACUCGCUGAAGAACUACCGGCGAAUUGGAUGGGAGUAUGAAAUUCGCGCCACUUUCCUCGAGAUCUACAACGAAGUGCUCUACGAUCUGCUGGAUCCCAACGCCACUGAUCUGGAGAUCAGAAUGGUCAGCCCGACGAACAAGACGGACGUGUAUGUGAGCAACAUCACGGAGAAAUUGGUGGAGAGUCCGGAGGAGCUCAGGUAUUUCAUGGACGUGGCGAAGAGCAAUCGUGCCACCGCGUGCACAGUCGGCAAUGAGCGCUCCUCACGGUCGCAUGCCAUCACGCGCCUGCAGCUCAUCGGCGUGCACGAGGGAAAGCAGGAGAAGAGCGUUGGCACGAUAAAUCUGGUGGAUUUGGCCGGCAGUGAGAGUCCAAAAACCAGCACGCGAAUGGACGAAACGAAGAAGAUCAAUCGCAGUCUCAGCGAACUCACGAACGUGAUCAUGGCGAUUCUGAAUAAGAACGAUCACGUUCCCUACCGGAACUCGAAGCUGACUUACCUCCUCAUGCCAAGCCUCGGAGGAAACUCCAAGACGCUGAUGUUCAUCAAUGUGGCGCCAUUCCAAGAGUGCUACACGGAGUCUGUGAAGUCACUGAGAUUCGCCUCUUCAGUGAAUCACGUGAGAAUGAGCAAGAUUCGCAAGAAUAGAGUUUUAAAUAAUUAAUUUCGCGUUGAGACUCGUAAAAAAUAUUUUAUUGAAGAAAUACAAUUCAAAUAAGCGUUCCUCCAAUGAUCGUUUUGAAUUCGCAGUAAACUUUCCAUCGUCUUUGGGUGAUUUUUCUUCAAUUGAGUUUGGUCGGUUUGGUCUAAAAUCCAGUUUACCACGUUUUUGGCUCACUUUUCCCAUCACGAUUUAAUUGAAAAUAGUCUCAAAUUUAAAAAUCAGUCAGUUUUGCACUUUUUAUGACGCAUUUUCCCAACCCAAAGGAAACAAAAUGAUGUCAUUUACAACACAAAUUUGCAGUUGUGGCAUAAGUGAUCAUUACGUAAAAUGCUCUGUGCACUGUUUGCACUUUGCGUGUCUUUGAGAGCACAAUUGCACGCAGAAUUUCUAUGCAGAUUCCCCACUUUCGUCCCUGAGCGACUUGCUAAACAUCUCAUCAAACAAUUCAAUCGUAGAAUCUCUUAUCAAGAAAAUUGCCAGAGUGGCUGGAAUGCUAGUUAACAGUUGCGUGUCUUAAGCCACAAUUAAAGUGCUUAACAUCUAUUUCUCCGUUGCUUUACUACAUGGGAAAUCUCUGGUGCGGGUUUAAGCCCAGAACCUGCGAGCAGCAUUAGCGCUACAGUAGUUACACGUCGCAAACUCCACAAGUGUGCUUCCAAUGCACGACUGAGAGCCUGAGAUCCGCUUCGUGGCAGCGAGAGUGGGACAGAUAUCGCAGCAUGGGACUUGGUGGGGAUAUUUUGCCAC
Phlebotomus argentipes is the source of this 2843-nucleotide messenger RNA. RefSeq names its product protein claret segregational. Lineage: Eukaryota; Metazoa; Arthropoda; Insecta; Diptera; Psychodidae. Gene Ontology annotation, biological process: microtubule-based movement. The record is from RefSeq and is a predicted model, not a curated record. Gene Ontology annotation, molecular function: microtubule binding; microtubule motor activity; ATP binding. Bases 186 to 2096 code for a protein of 636 amino acids. The transcript is spliced from 3 exons.